GUAUACAAUUCCACAUCAAAGCUUUGGGAGGGUUUUUUUCAAAUACCACCAAAUUUACAAUAUAGUACUGUUUUUUAUACAAUAUUUUCAUAUAGAGAUAGUGGAAAUUUGGCAUAUAUAUCAAGUUCAUCAUUAAGAGAUGAAUUUCAAUUAAAAGUUUUUUCAAAUAAUACUGAUUUAAUUGGGCCAAUAUUCAAAAAUAUAGAUAAAGUUUUGCCAAUUGAGGAUAAUGUUAAAAAAGAGUUUAAAUUUGGUUGGAUUUUCACAAUAUCAGAUCAUUUAAAUGGGUUUAAAGAGGGUAAAAUAAUGGUUAAAGGUGAUUUGGAUAAUUCUGUAUAUAAUUUCACUAUUACACCCGAUCAAAUGAUAUCAGGUAAUAUAUGGGAAGGCCAGUAUCAAAUUAUGUUAUCAGUUAAUUCUUCAAUAUGUGCCUCAAUGAACUAUACGAUCACAUAUGUAGAGUUUUUCGAUACGCAUUUAUUUAAAACAAGUUUCCAACAAACUUUUCUAAAGGCAAACUAUUAUUCACGCUAUCCCCAAUUAAAUCCAUUCAUCAAUUUC
Molecule: messenger RNA, 561 nt
Organism: Dictyostelium purpureum
Lineage: Eukaryota; Evosea; Eumycetozoa; Dictyosteliales; Dictyosteliaceae
Exons: 2
Biological process (GO): sexual reproduction
Source: RefSeq, a predicted model, not a curated record